Molecule: messenger RNA, 882 nt
Organism: Rotaria sordida
Lineage: Eukaryota; Metazoa; Rotifera; Eurotatoria; Philodinida; Philodinidae
Source: the annotation of a GenBank genome assembly
AUGUCAUUUCUUCCAAUUGUUAUUAAUAUAUCAAAUCGAUUUGUAUUUUUCUUAUGUCUUCUUGUUAUUUUAUUUCAUUCACCAUGCUCAACUAUGAUGAUGCCAGGCAAUUUAUAUGAUGUUAAUCCAUGUGUUACAUGUAAAACAAUAAGUGAUAAAUUUGUUGAGGGUUAUAGAAAGACAGCUAAAAGUAAUUUUGGAGGAGGUAAUACAGAUUGGGAAGAGAAAAAAUUGAAAGGAUAUGCAAAAAGUGAAACUCGUCUAAUCGAAAUAAUGGAAGAUGCAUGUUCAAAAUCCGAAUCUCAAUGUAGUACUUUUCUUGAAAAAUAUGAAGAUCAAAUUGAAGAAUGGUAUCAAACAACUUCACCAGAAUUAAUUGAUAAUUUUUAUCAAUGGUUAUGUCUUGAUACAGCAAAAGUUUGUUGUCCUGAAGGAACAUUUGGUAAAAAUUGUCGACAAUGUCAUUAUGGUGAUAAUAAACGUGUGUGUUCAGGCAAUGGAAACUGUGAUGGUGAUGGUACAAGAUCAGGUAAUGGUCGUUGUAUAUGUGAUACAAAAUAUAGUGGAACAAAUUGUUCAAAUUGUCAAAAUGGUUAUACAAAAUCAAUAGAUGAAAAUAAUCAAGUGAUAUGUUCAGAUGUUGAUGAAUGUCGUUCAAAUUUAUUUAUUUCACCUUGUAUUUUUUAUAAAUGUAAUAAUACAGAUGGUGGAUAUGAAUGUUAUGGUGAACCAUUCUUUCGUCAAUUACCAAAAAUGAGUACAUUAGCUGUUCUUCUUCUUACAUGUAGUAUUUUAAUGUAUAAAGAAAUGUAUGGUCUUGCAUCAUUAGCUUGUAUCAUGACUAGUAUAGUGUUAAUACUUUUUGCAAAAAAUAUUUUGUGA